Prorocentrum cordatum is the source of this 1353-nucleotide messenger RNA. The record is from the annotation of a GenBank genome assembly. NCBI's taxonomy places the organism in Eukaryota, Dinophyceae, Prorocentrales, Prorocentraceae.
GCAUGUUGCACGGGCGGCCCCAACUCGGGUGAGGCGAACCAGGGCGACUUGAAGCGGGCCAAGCAGGAUAUCCAGAAGCAGCUAACUGCUGUAGACGUUGUGCGGGAUUCUACUAGAGCAUGGUUUAGCAACAUGCGGCCAGAGCAGAUCCUGCGGGUGGCUCGGGCCGUGCAGAAUCUUGGCAAGGUGCGCCUCACAUCUGGUACUGGGUUCUCUGGCACUGACAUUAUCCAUCACGUGGAGGCGCAGGUGCUUAGUCUAUUUCAACAGAAAUGGGGAGCCCACGUGCAGAUCAGUCACGAGUUUGCCUGCGACAUUGGCGAAACGCAGAGGGACUUCAUUAUGGCGGAGCAUAGCGAGGUGAAGUGGAUCUUCAGGGACGUGGGAGAGCUGCUGGAACCGAGAGCCAAGGACAUGAAGUCGGAGGACUUUCAACUGGUUCCCCCCGUUGAUAUCUUCGCGGUGGGCCCCCCUUGCGUGACCAAAAGUGGCUUGAACCGCUCCGUGACCGCAAUGGAGCGGGAGUCGGCGUUGCAGAAUGGCGAGGGGAAAUCGGGCGAAGGCUUCAGGCUAACUUUCUCUUGUGUUGAGAAGCUCUCUCCGGCGCUCGUGCUGAUAGAGAACCUCGACAAGUGCGAGUCGGACACCAUGGUGGACAGGUCUGACGCAGACUGGAUCAUUGACACCCUGCAAGGUAUGAAUUACACAGCCCGGAGUUUCGUUACGCAGGCCAUGGACUAUGGCUCCCCGUGCUCUCGCAAUCGCCUGUACGUCGUGGCCAUCAGGAACGUCGGCGAAGCUGGGGUGGAGGCGAUGGACCUGAUCACGUCUCUUAUUGGCGUCUUCCAGACAGAGCCGAUCCCAGUGUCGCUCAUCUUGGGUAAGUUCGUCGACCUCCCUGAUGCUCCACCAGAUCACCCGUCGUUCAAGAGGGCGAAGAAGGCUUCGGAGUUCCACCAGGAGCACUACGAGAUCUACACUGCGUACAAGGUCCAGUACCCCCCAGAUUACUCCCUGAAGUCUCCGCAGUUUCUUGAAGGGUGUCAAACCCUCUCCGCGAAGCAGAUGGAGGUGGUCCACUUUGCAGACGAGACCGAGCCCUGCGAGCCAUAUCCGAAGAUCCAGUGGUUCAAUGUGAACUUCUCCUUGACAGCGUUAAAGAAGAGCGCCACCACGACCAUAUGGAGGGACACGCUCCCAUGCCUAACCUGCAAGGCGGUGAUUGUUGGCCGGCAGCUGCAGCCUGACAAGGAGACUUGUAUCUGGAAGGUGAUUCAGGGCAUGGACCUCUUUCGUCUUCAAGGCUUCGUCGAGUUCGAAUCGACCUUCGUGGAUGAGAUGUGCGUCACGGAG